AUGUAUGCUCCUUCUGCUGACGAUUCAAUGUACACAGAUUCUUCACCAGCAGAAACUAGUAAUAAUGAGUAUGAAAAUGGUCAACACGGAAUUGGUGCGGAUAUACUUAAUGCUGAUAGUCAGUCACCUAUUAAACGUGAAGAACCUGAGGUAGAUGUAACUGGCGAAGAACCGUCAGCGACAGAAGACCAACCGUCACCUCCAAAAUUCGAUGAUCAAUUUGGAGAAGUUGUUGAUGAAGAAAGAGAUACGAUACAAAGAUUGAAUAUGCGUCAUCCACAUAAUAAUACUGCAGUUAGAGAUUACUUGAAUAAAACUGUUGUACCCAGUCUUAUGGCAGGAUUAAAGAAAAUUGUUAGAGAAAGACCGACAGAUCCCUGUGAAUUCUUAGGCAGAUACUUAAUUGAUCAUUGUCAACAUGAUCAUACUAAAGACGAAUAUGGUUCAGAAAUGCGAGUAAAACAUGAAGAUACUGAUGAUUGUGAACAACACCUCGAACAACAACUCGCCAGAAACAAAGAAGAGACAGCAGUUCAAGUUUGGAUGUAG
Messenger RNA from Scutellospora calospora, 549 nucleotides. NCBI's taxonomy places the organism in Eukaryota, Fungi, Glomeromycota, Glomeromycetes, Diversisporales, Gigasporaceae. The record is from the annotation of a GenBank genome assembly.